CAACAAAUACAGUACCAACAAAGCUGACAUCUACAAAACGGUGACAAUUGCUUUUCAUCGUACCUUCCAUAGACGGCAGAAAAAAAUUGUUGAUUAGACAUUUCGGACGGACAAUUUAUUGUCAAUUAGUUUUAAAUUAGUUAAAAUCAACAUUUUUGUAUUAUUCUGCUUAUCUAUACCAACGCAAAGGUGCAAUAAAAACAGCAGCAAAUUCAGGCAGAUUUGUAAAGAGCCUGCGUACAACCAGAGGAUACGUAACGAUUAGUACCGUUGUUGAACAGCAGCUGAAUAAAGGUGAGAAGUCGGAGCAGGAGCAGCCACAAGUAACAAUGGCGGCGAGCAAUAGCAGUGGCAUAAUUGAAGCGACUUUUCCGAGUGGUGCAUUGGUGCCUAAGGCGGAAACAGGAGUCAUAAAUUUCUUGCAAAAGUAUCCGGAUUACGAUGGGCGUGACACUGUGAUCGCCAUUUUCGAUUCAGGCGUCGAUCCGCGUGCAGCAGGUUUGGAGACGCUAUGUGAUGGUAAAUCCGUGAAGGUGAUUGAACGUUAUGACUGUACGGGUUGUGGUGACAUUGACAUGUCCAAAAAAGUUAAAGCUAAUGAUAAAGGAUUCAUCACUGGAUGCUCAGGACGUCAACUUAAAUUGUCGCCACAAAUGACGGCUUCCAACACUGCCAACGGCGAGUAUCGUAUCGGUGUGAAGAACUUCCAUGAUUUAUGUCCAUUCAAAGUGAGAGAGAACAUAAUCAAUUUCUACAAAACCAAGGAUUGGGAUGGCCCUAACAAAACGGCCACGGCGGCAAUUUCGCGUAAAAUCACGGAAUUCGAAGCGCAAAAUUCUGAUUUAACGAAAUUGAGUUGGGAUAAGAAAUUGAUUAAGGAGGAUUUGGACAACACUUUGGAAAUGUUAAACAACUAUGAUAAGAUAUACAAGGAUAUAAGAACCACAUAUGACUGUGUUUUGUAUCAGACCGCCAACGGUUGGCAAGCAGUUGUGGACACUACAGAAAAGGGUGAUCUUGAGAAUGCACUACAUCUUGGCGAGUACUCGAAGACACAUGAAAUAAAGAAUGUUGACGAUUUCUUCUCCAUAUCGGUUAAUGUACAUGAUAAUGGUGAUGUGCUUGAGAUUGUGGGCAUGUGUUCAUCACAUGGCACACACGUCGCUUCCAUCGCCAGCGGCAAUCAUGCUUCUAAAGAUGUCGACGGUGUUGCGCCAAAUGCACGCAUUGUUUCGCUCACCAUCGGCGAUGGGCGUUUAGGUUCUAUGGAGACUGGCACCGCGCUAGUGCGUGCCAUGAUGAAAGUUAUGGAGCUAUGUCGUGCCGGCACCAAAGUAGACGUGAUCAAUAUGAGUUAUGGCGAACAUGCGCACUGGUCGAAUGCCGGUCAAAUGCAUCAAUAUGACAGUCCUUUGGUUGUUGAUAAGAAACGUAAAAGGAAACGGAAAGCCUACAUGAGCCGCAUCGGUGAGCUAAUGAGCGAAGUUGUGAACAAAUAUGGUGUUGUAUGGGUUGCUUCUGCCGGUAAUCAUGGACCUGCUUUGUGCACUGUUGGCACGCCACCUGAUAUUAGCCAGCCUAGUUGUAUUGGUGUCGGCGCCUAUGUCUCACCACAAAUGAUGGAAGCCGAAUAUGUGAUGCGUGAAAAAUUGCCGGGUAACGUCUACACAUGGACAUCGCGUGAUCCCUGCAUUGAUGGCGGUCAAGGUGUAACGGUGUGUGCCCCCGGCGGCGCCAUCACUUCAGUGCCACAAUUUACCAUGAGCAAAUCGCAAUUGAUGAACGGCACCAGCAUGGCAGCACCGCAUGUGGCGGGCGCCAUAUCGCUCCUAAUUUCCGGUCUCAAACAGAAGGGCAUUAAAUAUUCUCCCUACAGCAUUAAGCGUGCCAUCACCAAUACUGCCACCAAACUAGGCUAUGUCGAUCCAUUUGCUCAAGGCAGCGGUUUGUUGAAUGUCGAGAAGUCAUUUGAGCAUCUAACACAACAUGCUGAAGCCACUGAGAAUAUGCUGCGUUUCUCCGUGCGUUGUGGCGCACAAGCCGCUAAAGGUAUUCACCUGCGUCAGGGUGUGCUCAAGAAACCAUCCGAACAUGAUGUUAGCAUCGAACCAGUAUUCUUUAAUGACUUAGAGACUGAACCACAACAAAAGUUCAACUUUAAUAUGCGCUUGAAUUUGAUCUCCUCACAACCGUUUAUGCAAUGUGGCGCCUACUUGGAUUUGAGUUAUUCAUCGCGUUCGUUGACCGUCAAAAUUGAUCCCACAGGCCUACAGCCCGGUGUACACACAGCAAACAUUUCGGCCUACGACUCAAAUUGCGUUCAGAAAGGCAUCCUAUUCGAAAUACCCGUGACUGUAGUGCAACCGCAUGUCAUCAACACCAACGAGUCUGUCACCUUUGAGUGCAACUCGACCAAAAACGAUGGCAGCAUUGAAUUCCAGCCAAAUACCAUACAAAGAGACUUCAUUAUGGUGCCGAGCGGUGCUACAUGGGCCGUACUGCGCAUGCGUUCAACGGAUAAAAAUCGUGAAAACCUCAUUGGUAAAUUUUUCGUACACACCAUGCAAAUAUUACCACGUUCAUCUUGUCGUGUCUUGGAGACUAUGAAAAUUUUGCCUGUGAAUGCAGAGAACGACACAACGCUGCAUUUCUUGUGCCAGGAGGACAAUAUACUCGAGCUCUGCAUUGCUAAAUAUUGGUCCAACUAUGGCACAACGCAUAUCAAAUAUAGUCUGGAAUUCCAUGGCAUCAAGGCGACCAACACGAAUCCAUAUAUCAUGCCCGCGGCACGUGGCAUACACAAGCUGGAUUUCGUUGCUUUGAAGAGCGAAGACUUGCAGCCGCAAAUCCAACUGAAGACUGCCGCCGUUGUAUUGCGUCCCACUGAAGCCAAGAUCACCCCGCUCAGCGCAUUGCGUGAUGUCAUACCCGACGGACGUCAAAUCUAUCAGAAUGUGCUCACGUUUGUGCUACAAAUCGCCAAGGCACAGGAGGUUGCCGUCUAUGCGCCACUCUUCAAUUCGUUGCUGUACGAAGCCGAAUUCGAAUCGCAGCUCUGGAUGAUGUUCGAUACGAAUAAGGCGAUGGUCGCUUGCGGCGAUGCACACUCACACAAAGUCUACACGAAGUUGGAGAAGGGCGAGUACACGAUUAAGUUGCAGCUGCGUCACGAGAAACGCGAUCUGCUAGAGAAAGUGUACGAGGCGAAUAUGGUGGCGCUCUUCAAGCUGUCCAAUGCCAUCAAUAUGGAUUUGUAUGAUCAUUAUAAUAACUGUUUGACUGGGCGUCGCAAGUUUACCAAUUGCGUGCUGAAGGACACACCUUCCAAGGUGCUGUAUGUGGCACCGUUGCCGCAAGAGAAGCUGACCAAAGCCAAUUUGCCGGCGAAUACUGCCUGGCUGGCCGGCAGUGUGACCUUGGCCAAGGAUGAGUCGGUGCGUCGUGUGGAUUCAUACGACUUCACCUACUACUUGAAUCCACCUGAAAAGAAGAAUGGCAACGGCAGCGCCGGUAGCAGUGCGGGCAGUGGCAAUAAUGCGGCGAAUUCAAGCAAAUCCAAAACCAAUAUCACCGUGCCGAAUAUAGCGGUGAACACAUUAUGCACGCUGAAUACCGAUGUCGGUGACACGUUGACGGCAUCGGGCGAUGGCGCGGCAGCAGCGAGUGCUGGUGCCAGUCCCCCCGCGGGCACUUCGUCCCCGAAGAAGAUGACCACCGACGAGUAUGCUGAGGGACUGCGCGACUUCCAGUGCAUGAUGAUCUCCAAGUGCGAGGUCAGUAAGGCUGAGGAUAUUUACGACGAGGUCAUUGCCGCACAUCCCAAGUAUGCUUUGGCACAUGUGCUCUUCAUGCAGAAUAUCGAAAGCACUGAAUACAAGCCCUUGCUGCCCCAUGCCUUCGCCAAAUUGGUGAACACAAAUGUGGAUGAAGACCCGCACAAAGAGGAGAUGGUGCGUAUUCGCACCGCUUUGGAGCGAGUCUCCCAGCUGGGUGGCUUGGUUAUAAAUGACAUGAAGAGCGAAUAUGAUGAGUUACUGGCUUAUUAUGGGCUCAAGAAUGACACGCGCCCGGAUGCCAGCAAAAUUAAGACCAAUAUGGAUAAGAAAAAGGCGAAUUUGUUGGAAGCGCUCGCCAGAAGAGGUGUCGCAAAAAUCAAGAUUAGCAUCAUCGAUGGCAAUAUGAAGGAUCACCUGGAUGAAUUCAAAGAUAUCUAUGUGGAAAUAAUCAAGCUGUCCGAUCCCACUGAUUCGAAGGUUGUCAACUUCACGCUGUGGCACGCCUAUGCGAAUGCUCAAUACGGUCGCAUGUUUAAGAUUUUGCAGAAAAUGUACGAUGACAAGCGUCAGCGGGACAUACUCGAAGAGCUGAAUCUGUUGGCUGGCUCUUUGGGUUUCGCGCAUGUGCAGACGGCCAUUCAACGCAUAACUGUAACCGCAUAUCCGAAUAGCUUCCGUAUAUUCUAAACAAAAAAAGAGCAAAGAACACGCAAAUUGUCAGUAAUGUAGUAAAUAAAGUGCUCGGCAGUCCGAAGUAUACGCACAUCAUAAUUCAAUACGUUAAAAUAAUAAAAAAAAAGAAAUAUACUAUCAACUUAUACACAUAUAUAUAUAUAGUUCAUAUGUUUUCAUCUAUGUAUGUAUGUAUGUAAGUUUAUCUUUCUUAAGAAAGUGUGUAUUAAGUUUUUCUGUUUAAAAUAUUGUUCUCCAACACUUGUAAUUGUAAACGUAAAAUUUAGCUCUUGAAUAACUUGUAAACGCUCGCAGCAAGUAAAACAAAGUAAAAUUAAACAAUUUUUAUUACUCAAAAAAA
This is a messenger RNA of Zeugodacus cucurbitae (melon fly), 4809 nucleotides long. RefSeq names its product tripeptidyl-peptidase 2 (gene TppII). The coding region runs from base 330 to 4463 and encodes 1377 amino acids. Gene Ontology annotation, biological process: proteolysis. Lineage: Eukaryota; Metazoa; Arthropoda; Insecta; Diptera; Tephritidae. Gene Ontology annotation, molecular function: serine-type endopeptidase activity; tripeptidyl-peptidase activity. Gene Ontology annotation, cellular component: cytosol. The record is from RefSeq and is a predicted model, not a curated record. The transcript has 19 exons.